UGUGGGGGUGGAAAUUGUAAUUGUGAUCCACUUGGUUAUGACAACUUAGAGUAACAUACACAAAAAUACUGUCACGUAUUGCUAGCCAGUGCUGGAUUCACUCAUUGGUUCUCCCACAUUGCUACAGAGUGCACAAAUGCGGUAGACGGCCGAGUAAACAUUGUUAUUUUCGUGAUAUUGAAAUCCGUUUAUCCUCUAUGCUGCUUCAUUUUACGACGCGUUCAGUAUCACGGAUUAUAUAGCGGUGAAGACAACCGUCUUGUGUACAAAAUGUUGCAAACAUUCUUACUAAAUCUAGAAGUUUUGCAGCGUCGCGAACGGAAAUGGUUGUUCGAUGUAGAAUCCGUGAUAUGUAACGAUUCGUGGAUUGUGACUGUCAAUUACGACAUGUGACAUGGGACCUCAAGUGACAGCUCUAUAAUGUUGUCGUUUCGGGAAGGUGUAGUAGACACAGGAAUGGAACCAAAUAAGCAUAGAUGUCAUCAUCAUAAUGCCCCACAUUAAGUCAGUAUGAGAAAUUGGGCACAUGACUAUUUAAGAUUUUGAUUAUUUUUCUUUUGGCCCACCAAUGGGCGGUUUGUGUAAGAAACGUGUAUCCGAUUCUCAGGAAUCCCAUGUUUCUCAGAUCUACAUAAGUACUGAGCCCCAUCAGUUACCAAUAAUUUAUCGAGAAGAAUAUAAUGUUCACUUUGGUGGCAUUGAGAAGCUACAUCCAUUCGAUGCAGCAAAAUGGGGACACAUUUUUCAGUAUCUGAAGGACGCAGAUAUUGUAAAUGAGAACACUGUAACGAAGCCCAAUGAAGUUCAACAAGAGGAUUUACUUCUUGCACAUACUGCACGCUACUUGAAAAGCUUAAAGUGGAGCUGGAAUGUUGCCCUUAUUGCAGAAAUUCCACCCCUUAUGUUUGUGCCAAAUUUUUUAGUUCAAGCAAGUUACUUACGUCCUAUGAGAUUCCAGACAGGGGGAAGCAUUCUGGCUGGCAAGUUGGCUCUAGAGCGCGGGUGGGCUAUCAACUUGGGCGGAGGAUUCCAUCAUUGUAGCAGAGAUAAAGGUGGAGGCUUCUGUCCGUAUGCAGAUAUUACUCUCCUUGUACAGUUCCUGUUUCAGUACGAACAUCAACGUGUGAAGUCCGCCAUGAUUGUUGACCUAGAUGCUCAUCAGGGAAAUGGUUAUGAACGGGAUUUCACCAACCAUGCCAAUGUAUAUAUCUUUGACAUGUAUAACUGUGAAAUAUAUCCACGAGACAAGCGUGCUAAAGCUGCAAUCAGGCGUUGUGUCGAGCUUACACACUUUACUGAAGAUAACGAGUAUCUUCAUAAGGUUGAGGAGAAUUUGGAACAAUCUUUACGAGAAUUUCAUCCUGAUAUAUUGGUGUACAAUGCUGGAACAGAUGUGUUGGAUGGAGACACACUGGGCCUCUUGGCAAUUUCUGCACAGGGCAUAAUACGAAGGGAUGAAUUAGUUUUCAUGAAGGCUCGCGAGAGAAGAGUUCCAAUCGUGAUGUUAACCAGCGGAGGUUAUCUCAAGAAAACAGCUCGAAUUAUUGCAGAUUCCAUUCAGAAUCUUUAUUCAACAGGCCUCAUUUCAGAAUGAAAUUGUAGGAGUAUUUGCUUAAGUCAUUUAAGGUUUUUUAUCUAUAAUAUGAGAAAGUAAUAUUGGACAUUUGGGCUAAUCCAUUACUUUGGUUUAACUUUACAGUAGAAAUAUGUUUACAGCACAUAUUCCUUCUAGGAAUCCAUUACCUCUGUCCUAGAUUAGCCCAUUGUCAUUAAAAUUACUUAAAACUAGUGCUUCCUGAUUAAUAUACCAAUACACCAAACUGCCCCAUAUGUGCCAAGCUUUGUAUA
Molecule: messenger RNA, 1848 nt
Organism: Cryptotermes secundus
Lineage: Eukaryota; Metazoa; Arthropoda; Insecta; Blattodea; Kalotermitidae
Gene: HDAC11
Product: histone deacetylase 11
Exons: 9
Coding region: 569-1594 (341 amino acids)
Molecular function (GO): histone deacetylase activity
Source: RefSeq, a predicted model, not a curated record